Messenger RNA from Gracilinanus agilis (Agile Gracile Mouse Opossum), 7571 nucleotides. RefSeq names its product centrosomal protein 250 (gene CEP250). Bases 1 to 7221 code for a protein of 2406 amino acids. NCBI's taxonomy places the organism in Eukaryota, Metazoa, Chordata, Mammalia, Didelphimorphia, Didelphidae. The transcript is spliced from 32 exons. The record is from RefSeq and is a predicted model, not a curated record.
AUGGAGGCAAGAGACCAAGGGCACAACAUGAAGCCCCAGCCUCUGAAUAUGGUGCUGGAGAAGCAGAUCCUGGCACUGCAGCAGCAGAUGGCCGAGAACCAGGCUGCUUCCUGGCACAAGCUGAAGAUCUCCCAGGAGGCCCAGCAGAGACAAGCAGUACUUGUGAGAAAGCUGCAAGCCAAAGUACUACAGUACCGGAACUGGUGUCAGGAGCUGGAGAAGAGACUGGAGGACAUGGGGGGACCUAUGCCAAAGAGGUGGGCAAGUACUGAGGAGCCCAGACUGGAGCAGCUGCUGAUCCGGCUGGAGGAAGAGCAUCAGAGGUCUGAAGGUUUGGUGAAAAUGAACACGGAGCUUCAGGAACACCUGGAGGAAGCUGAUGUUGUGAACAAGGCCCUUCAGGAGGAUGUGGGGAAGUUAACAGUGGACUGGAGCCAAGCUCAGGAUGAGCUGGCAAGACGGCAGAGUGACUGGCAAAUGGAGAGGGAGUUCUUCAAGGGCUACCUGAAAGGGGAACAUGGCCGCCUUCUCAGCCUGUGGCGGGAGGUGGUGACCUUCCGACGCCACUUCCUGGAAAUGAAGACAGCCACUGACAGGGAUCUGGCUGAGCUAAAGGCUGAACAAGUGAAGAUUUCUGGUUCCCUCCUGACCAGCUGCCUGCACCUGAGCUUAAAAUUACAGUCCCAGGAAGCUCAGGGGUCAGGGAGACUGGCUGGCAAUGAGCAGGUGCAUCUACAACUAGUAGCCAAAACCCAGGAGUUGGAGAAGGAAAUACACAAAAGAAGCGAAGAACUUAUACUCCUGAAGGCCAGGGGGAACAUGGAGAAGACAGAACUUCAGGAUAGGGUGACUGAACUCUCUGCCUUGCUGGCUCAGAGUAAAAAACAAAAUGAGGAGCAGGAGAAGAUGCUGAAGGCUCUGAAGGACACCAUGGAUAUCCUGGAGACAAAUCGAUCAGAAUUAAUGGAACAUGAGGCAUCUCUCUCCAGAAAUGCUCAGAAAGAGAAGUUGUCUCUACAGCAAGUGAUCAAGGACAUAACCCAGGUAGUGGUAGAUGAUGAAGAUAGUGAAAAUCAAAGUUUUGGACUGGAGAGCUCCCUAGAGAUGGAGUCCAGCAUUUUCUGCCAGCUCCGUUCUGAAGAUCCAGACAAGGCUGUCACACUGGUGCGCUCCAUUCUGGCUAAGAAGCACCACGCAGUGCAGGGCCUGAAGCAGCAGCUUUCAACCUGUCAAGAGGCUGUGAGCUUCUGGCAGCAUCAGCAUACCCAGUGGGAGGAAGAGGGUGAAGCCCUGAGGCAGCGACUCCAGAAGCUCACUGGGGAACGGGAUGUCCUGGCAGGACAGACCCAGGGCCUCCAAGGGGAGGUGGACUCUCUCAACAGAGAUCGAGGGCACCUGGAAAAAGCUAGGGAGGAGCUCCAGCAGCAGCUGGAGGUUCUGGAACAAGAGGCCUGGCGCCUCCGCCGGCUCAACACAGAGCUUCAGCUCCAGGGGGAUUUGGCUCAGGGAGAGAAGGUGGAGCAGGAAGAGGAGCUGCAGCAAGCUGUUCGAGAGAGAGAUUGCCUUCAAGAGACUUUGAAGGGCCUAGAAGCCAGACAGUCUUCAUCACUGAGCGAGCUGAUCUCCUUGAAGGAGGCACUAGAGAAGAGCCAUCUUGAAGGAGAGCUGCUGAAUCAAGAGAGAACAGAGAUGGCAAGAGCUCUGGCCAAGGCAGAACAGUCAAUUGCUGAACUGACAGGAACAGAGAGAUCCCUCAAGGCAGAAGUAGCUGAUCUUCGGGAUGCAGCUGCUAAGCUGAGUGCACUGAAUGAAGCCUUGGCCCUAGAUAAAGUGGGGCUGAACCAACAGCUCUUGCAGUUGGAGCAGGAAAAUCAGUCUGUCUGUGGUAAAGUAGAGGCAUCAGAGAAAGCCCGAAGUGCUGUGCAGAUGGAACUGGAUGAAUCUGAAAGGAGAAAGGAGGCCCUCUCAGAGGAGAAAGCUUACCUUGAAAUUCAGCUGCAGAAAUCUAAAGAUGCUGAGGCAGAGCUUCAGGGGGACCUAAGCAGGGAAAGAGAAGAGAAGAUCGAAACCCAGGAGAAAUUGAAAGAGGCACAACGCCAGUUGGAGGUAGCCACUACAGAAUUGGAACAGCUGCACCAGGAGACAACUCGACAAGAACUCUUGAGAGACAAGGUGAUCCAGGAGAAGGAGGUCUUGAUCCGAGACAAAGCUGCCCUGGAGGUGCACCUGAAGGCUUUGGAGCGGGACCAGCAGGAUCUUUCUGAGCAGCUACUGGAACUCAGCUCAGCCAAGGAACUGUUAGAAACCAACUUGUUUGAGGCUCAGCAGCAGGGCUCUCUGAUGGAAAUUACCAAGGAACAACUGGUGAUGCAGAUUCAAACAGUCACACAAGCCAAGGAGGUGAUCCAAGGGGAAGUAAAGUGCCUUCAGAUGGAACUGGAAGCAGAGCGACAGCAGGCAAAACAGGAGCGGGACACAGCAACCAAACAUCGAGACCAGAUAGAGCAGGAGAGUCAAGCAGCUCUACAGCAGCAACAGGCUACCUAUGAAGAACUUCGCCUGCUGCAGGAGGAGAGGGAGAUGGAUCAAGUCAAGCACAGGCAGGAAUUGGAGGCCAUAUUAGAACGAAUGAAAAGAGAGAAAGUGGACCUGGAGGAGACUUGUGAGAAGAAACUAAGGGAACUGCAGGAGGAGUUGGAAGCUGUCCAGGCACAGAGAAUAAAGGAUCAUGCCCAGGCUGAGAGCAACAGAUGUCAGAUGCAGCUAGAGAUGGAAAAGGAAAGGAUGUCACUACUGGAGACACUCUUGAAGACCCAGAAUGAACUAGCUGAUGCUGGCCAGCAACUGGAGCAGCUGAGGCAGGACAUAAAGGCCCAGAAGUUAAAGGAACAGAAGAAUAUGGAGGACCUUUGGGCCCAACUGCAAGAGGCUCAGAAGACACUGAUGGAGACAAGAAGAAAGCAUCAUGAUGACCUUGCUGCCUUUGAGGAAGAAAAAAGCAUCGUGCUGCAGCAAAGAGAGAACCUGCAGCAGCAGGUGCAAGACUUGAAGGCCCAACUAGUCACAAGUGAAGAUUCAUGUAGGCUGGCAGAGCAUGAGGCCCAGAAGCAGCUACAAGAGGUCCAGCAGUGUACUCGUGUCCGGGAGGAGAGGGAGCAGGAAAAGGCCAGCCUGGUUCAGUCACUAGCAGAGAAGGAACAGAGACUCCUCAUUUUACAAGAGGCUGAUUCAGUCCAACAGCAAGAGCUGAGUUCCUUGCGGCAGAAAGUGAAGGAGGCCCAGGAAGAACAGGAGCAGCUCAGUGCCCAGAUACAGUUUUUAAAGGAAGAAAUGCAGAAAAAAGAAGCUUCUCUUUUGGAUCAAGAAAUACUUUUGGAGAAGUUGGGAGCAUCGAAGAAGACAGAGCAGCAGCUAAGGGCCUCACUGUGGGCACAAGAGGCCAAGGCAGCCCAGCUGCAACUCCAGCUGUGCAGUGUGGAAAGCCAAGUAGGGGCUCUAAUAUUAGAGCAGCAGCAUGGACAUCAGGCACAGGCACAGCUAGUGGGUCUCUACUCCAUUCUGCAACAAGCCUUUGGAAGUGCUAUUGAGAGUCGGCCAGAGCUGAAUGGUGCGGGUGAUGCUUCUCCUCUUUCCUGGAGCCCCAGAACCUUGGAGCCAGGACAAGAGAAUGCAGAGAAUUUCCUUAAAAACCAGAUUGCUCUAACAAACUUUACUACUGAGGGUGUGGCAUCUUUACUUCACAAGCUCCAGCAAGACCUCUGGCAGGCUCGUCACACUCGGGAUGAUAUGAAAUGUCAGGUUGAGAAGUUGGAGCAACGUCUGUCCCAAGCUGAGGCUGAGCGGAACAAGUUUUCUAUGGAAAUUCAAGAGCUUCAGAGAUUGCUUUCCCAGAAUCAAAAAGAGAAACUGAAAUGGGAGGGAGAGCAGAGCUCCUUGGAGACAGAGUUGGCUGCAUUUCAGGAAAGAGUGGCCUCCCUACAGAGCAGUCUGAAGAGUUCUGAGCAGCAAAGGACAGAAGCCCAGAAUGAACGGGAGACGUUGUGGGCAGCCAAUGAAAAUUUGGUAUCAGAGGUGGAACACCUUCAAGCAUCAGUUGCAGCCACCAAGGCACAAGCUAAUGCCAGGGAGGCCCUGGAAGCAGAACUGAGAACAACACAUUCAGCCCUGAGACUGAAGAAUGAAGAAGCAGAGAGGGAGCGGGAGAGAGCAGAGGCCCUGAGGAAAAAGCUGGCCCAAGGGAAGGCCCUAUGGGAAAAUGUUGAUCUCUUGACCAGUACCCUUUCUAAGAGAGAGAAGGAAUUAGAAGCCCUGCAGGGAGUAAUUCAAGAACUGGAGAUGAACCUAGAGAAGAGAAGUCAAGAGCUGGAAUCCCAGCGAGAACAGAUCCAAGAGCUGGAGAAACAGAAAGCUGGGCUAGAACAUCUGCCUGUGGCCCUGGAGGAGAAAAAGAAGCAAAUAAGGACACAGAGAGAGCAGAUUAAAGAGCUUGAGGGGAAGCAAGAAACUCAGGAAAACAUCCUAGAACAUCAAGCUCUGGAUUUACAGAAGAAAACACAAGCAUUGGAGUCCCAGAGAGAACAGAUUCAAGAUCUGGAAAACCAGUUGGUCACUCUGGAACAUCUGAUUUUAGAAGUGAAAAAGAAUCAUCAAGAAAUAGAGUCUCAGAAAAAAAAGAUUGAGGACUUAGAGAAUCAGAAAGAAAUGCAGAGGGUCACUCUGACCCAUCUCACUUUGGACUUGGAGGAGAGGAGUCAAGAAAUACAAUCUCAGAACAAACAGAUUAAAGAGUUAGAAAAGCACAAUGCUCUCCUGAAAGUAAAUCUUGAGGAGAGAUGCCAGGAGAUGAAGUCCUACAGAGACCAGAUGGAAGAGUUAAAGAGACAAAAGGAUCAGCUUACUUGGGACCUAGAGAAAAAAGACCAGGAGUUGGUCCUACAAGAAGAGAAAAUUCUGGUCCUAGAAGAUCAGAGAAUUUUGCAGAACAGAGUAUUAGAGGAAGACCUUGAACAGAUGAAAUUGGCCCUGAGGGAAAAAGAUCAGGAAAUUGAGUCUCAAAGACAGCUCAUGAUAGAACGGGAAGAGGAAGAAAAGGGACAAGCCAAGGCCCAACGCAGCAGCCUGGAGCAUAUGAAGUUGAUCCUGAGGGACAAGGAGAAGGAGGUCGAGUACCAGCGAGAGAGGAUUCACAUGUUCCAACAGUAUGGAGAACAGCGGGAAGAGCAACUGCAGGGCCUGCAGAGAAAGAUUGGGGAAAUGACGCUGCUCUUAACUCAGAAAGAUCAAGAGUUGGAGACCCAGCAACAGCAUAUCAGGAGAGCCCAGGAGAGAGGAGAGUCCAGGGAAAGGGCCCUGCAGGACCAACUGGAGAGGGUGCAGGAGGCCUUGCAGACCAAAGUACAAGACCUGGAAGCCCUCCAGCAGAAGACACGAUUACAACAGGAAAGCCAGGAAGAACAGAUGAGCACUUUGCAAGCAGCCCUGGAACAGGCCAGGGCAGCCCUGGAGGAGCAUGAGGGGGCAAUCAAGGCCCACAAGGAACAGAACCGGAAAGUGCAGCAACAACAAACAGCUGCAGAGCUGCAGGUCCAAGCUUUGGAAGAGCUGCUGGGAGAUCUCAGGGCUGAGUUUCAGGAGCAAGAGAAGGUUCUGGAGACCCUUCGACAGCAGUGUACAGAGCGAGGACAUGAGCAGGAGGCACAGGCCUGGCACCAGCACACAGAGGCCAGGCAGUGGGAAGAGGCUACAGCAGGUCAGGUCCAGGCCCUCAAGGAGGCCCUCAGAGUGGCACAGGCCUCCCUUCAGAAGAAAGACCAGGAGCUCCUCCAGCAAGCAGAACUGAGCCAGCGCUUAGAAGGCAGUGCAGCUGCUUUGCAGGUGGCCUUGGACUCGUGUCAGACUCAGGCCCGGCACCUGGAGGAGGCCCUGAGGGAGCGAGAGGGAGAGAUCAGAGAGCAACAGCUGCAGCACCAAGAAAUGGUCCAGCAACUGCAGCUGGCUCUGGCCCAGAGGGAUGGGGAGCUGAGGCAUCUCAAGGAAAAGGGGCAACAGCAAGAGGCAGCCCUGAACCAGUCAGACAAAGGUGAGGAAGAAGAGAGGAAGGUCCUGAGACAAAAUCUCAAGCAUCUCCAGCUGACCUUGUCCAGAAAGGAGUUCCAGCUGCAGGAGGCCAACUGGAGGCAUGGACAGGAAUCUUACUAUGAAAGCUACAGCCCAAAGAAAAUGGAGGAAGGGGAGGAGGAGGAGGCCUAUGGGACAGGGACGAUGGAGAAGAUGUCCCUGCGUGAGAUAUCGCCUGUGUCCAUAGAGGAGAUCAAGCUGCAGGAAGAGCUUGAGCGAGUGAAGAAUGUCCUGAGGCAAACAGAGGCCCGGGAAAUUGAGUGGCAAGAGAAGGCCCAGGCCUUGGCGUUCUCUCUGGCUGAGAGUGAAGCCAGCAUCUGUAACCUACGUGAGGCAGCCCUAUUCUUACAGGCCAAGGCAGCAGAGCAAAACACAGAACAGCUGCAGCUUCAGGAGCAGUUGCAGUUCACAAGACAAGCUCUAGAGGAUGAACAAUCCCACAGCCGGGGCUCAGCUUGGGGGACAGAGCCAGAGAUCCAGGGAGAUGAGGGUGCAUCCCAAGGAAAGGUGAGUUGUGCUAAGGGGAGACCAGAGGAUGAUGGGUCUUGUACAGAAUUUGAGAAGACACAUCGAUGGCAGCAAAGGCUAAAGUACCUGCUGCAUGCUAUGGCAAGUCUAGAGCAUGAGAGGAACCGGCUUCAGCGACACAACUUCCAGUUAAGGAUCACCUUAGAGCAGGUGGAACGGGAGCGGAGAAAACUGAAGAGGAAUUUUAACCGUAUGGCCCAUACUGCACCUCCCCAGCUUAAGGAAACCACAGCCCUCACACCAGGCCAGAAGAAAGGGGAACAGGAGAAUCCCUCAGAAUUGAGUCAUGUGGCUGAGUUACAGAGGCAGGUGACAGCCCUGCAGACACAGCUGGCACUGGAGCGGCAGCAGAAACAGGACUACAUCUCCCGAUGUGUGCAGACAAGCCGAGAGCUAACAGAUCUACACCACAACCUUUCCAAUUCACUGUGGGCCGUAGCUCGGGCCCCUGAAGCCAACAUCCUGGAGGCAGAGGCCCGAAAGCUAGAUAAAUCACUGACCCAGAGCCUGACAUCUCCCACACCUUCCCCACUCUGCUGCACUCCCAGGUCAGCCCAGGCUACCUCCCGUACCUGAUGAUACAUAAUGGGAAAAGGUUUCAGGCCAGCUUGAGAAGCCUCAGUUGACAUACCUGUGAAGGGCUCAGGCCCCUUCCUGCAAUUAUUUCCUGAAGGUGAAGACCCAAGUUUGCUAGAAAUAUUAGAGCCAGUUGUCCAGUGCCAGAAUCCAAGGCAGGUCUACCAGUACUCUUAGGUAGAGGGGCAAAGCCAUAGAGGGCAGGGUGGCCCCUUCCCUUGAUGCCCUCCCUGAGCAAAUGCUUCCCACAGAAGGGAUGAGCCCUGACUGAUAUGCACUCCCAGGGGUCUAGUAUUUAUUGAAUCCAUCUAUUCCACCUAACCUCUUAUAAUAAAGUUUUCUUUGUUUUC